Aspergillus calidoustus is the source of this 2208-nucleotide messenger RNA. NCBI's taxonomy places the organism in Eukaryota, Fungi, Ascomycota, Eurotiomycetes, Eurotiales, Aspergillaceae. The record is from the annotation of a GenBank genome assembly.
AUGAUCUUUGCAAGAUCCGCUCGAUCUAUAUUUCCUCUCCUUCCUCCGUAUGGGGCACAUCACCCAAAUGGAGGAGGGCGAAUUAUCCCACUACAUCCGGACGGCAUCACACCAUACAUGGGCCUGCGAUCUCGCCUAUCGCAAAUAUGGAUGAACCGCUGGACCAUUCUCCUCCUCCUCGUGCUAGUCAGGCUACUAAUUGCCGUAGCCAGUCUCAACACAAGCAUGGGCUCGGCCAGACGUGAGGCACUCUCCGCAUGUACCUCUGUUGAGUCCAUGGGUAGCGCCAUGGCCUCGACACCUCAUUACGCUGCGCGUGGUGUAAACGAGCUGACCGCUGCCAGCGUCGAGACGGCGGUUAGUGCUCUCAAGACAAUGCUCAUUCUAACAGUGACGGGAGUUGAGGAGAUUAUCGUUUUUAUGAUUAAGAUGUUGUAUCAGACUUAUCUCUGCCUCAUCACCAUGGCCAUCCGUGGCACCGUUGACACUGGAGUUGGUCUCUUGAAAGACGCUGGCGACUUUCUGAACUCGACUAUCAAGUCCGUUGGUGACGACCUCAGCGACGCAGUCGAUACGUUCCAGGAUGGCUUCAACGAUUUCCUCGGUCUCAUCAACGGAGCAGCGACAACGCUUUUCGGAUCUGAGAUCCCUGAGUUGAACAUCAACAGCUUCAUUGAAGAGCUUGAGAAUGCUCAACUUCCAUCCUCUAUCGAUGAAAAACUCAACAAGCUCAACAGCUCUGUGCCAACCUUUGACGAAGUCAGUGACUUCGUGGAAAACAUCAUCCGCACUCCCUUCGAUGAAGUGAAGAAGUUGAUGAAUGAGUCAAUGGGAACCUUCACCUUUGACCGUGACACGCUACCAGUCCCUGCACGGCAACAGCUGAGCUUUUGCCAAGGGAGUGAUGGUAUCGAUUCGUUCUUCGACAAAGUCUCUGACAUUGCCGAGACUGCCAAAAAGAUCUUCAUUGCCAUUCUCGUCAUCGCUGCGGUCCUCGUCUGUUUCCCCAUGGCAUGGCAGGAAAUCCGCCGCUGGCGCUCUCAGAAGGAGCGCUCCCAGCUUGUCCGCAAGGAAGCCCAUGAUCCAAUGGAUGUUGUCUACAUCGUGUCUAGGCCAUAUUCCUCUGCCACAGGAAUUAAAGCCGCGAGCCGAUUCAGCAACAGCCGAAGGCAGAUCCUGGUCCGCUGGGUCGUCGCCUAUGCUACUUCACCUCCUGCUUUGUUUGUGCUCUCCCUCGGUGUUGCCGGACUUUUCGCCUGUCUCUGCCAGUACCUCCUCCUACAGGCCGUUGAGAAGGCCGUGCCUGAGCUCUCCGCCGAAGUUGGUGCCUUUGCCGAUAAGAUCGUAAGUAGCCUAGACGAAACCUCCGCAGAGUGGUCUCUGGGCGCCAACAAAGUCAUCGGCGAUGUGAACACUGACCUAAAUCAAAACAUCUUCGGCUGGGUCAACACAACAACGACCGGUGUCAACGACACACUCAAUGCCUUCGUCGAUGAAACAACCGGCGUCCUCAACGACACCUUCGGAGGAACCGUCCUCUACAGACCGAUGAUGGACGUCUUCAACUGCCUCAUUGGCCUCAAGGUCGCUGGAAUCCAACGCGGCCUCACUUGGGUGCACGACCACGCCAACAUCGAAUUCCCGGCCCUUCCCAACGACACCUUCUCCCGCGGUGCCGCCGAAAGCCUGAACGACGGGAACAGCUCAGACAGCUUCCUCUCAAGCGCCGGCGACUCCACCUCCGACGCAAUCACCGAGGUCGUCUUCCGCGUCACAAACGCAAUCGGCGAGGGCAUCGCCGUCGAAGCCCUCAUCUCGGGCGUUAUCCUCCUCCUCUGGUUCGUCAACCUGCUCUUCGGCGUUAUCCGUGCUCUCUCGCUCUUCCGAGGGCAGGAGCGGAACCGUGGUGAUGGCGGUGGCGCCCCCGCGCCGGGGCCUCUGGGUCCUGACCAGGAUGGGUUCCAUGAUGUUCCCCUCACGGCGAUGCCCGAUACGAGCUCGAGCUGCCGCGCUCAGCCGGCGCCCCAGUAUGAGCCUUCCACGCGCACGUUUGCCACUGCGGGGUUGCCCGCGGCGGUGACUGCCGAGACAGGGUACGAGGAUGAGAAGUUAGGGUUUGCGGGCCAGAGGAAUGCUCUGCAGGUCGAGGCGCCAGAAACCCGUGGGAGUAGCUAUGCUGAGUAUGGCAUUGAGAAAGGUCGGAUUUAG